AUGACUUUUAACAUCGAGUUUGAGUCUGCCGAAGAGAAAGGUGCCUUUAGUCAUCAUUUAGAAGAUUUUCAAUCCUUGCUAUCUAAGAACAAGCUAGAUAGCUUUGGUCUGUUGACAGCCAUGUUUAAUUUUAUAGUUUUAAUUGAUGAUUUCCUAGCUGGCAAGGCUCCUCUUUCGGUUGCCAUUAGAUUAGGUGAAUCAGUAGUUGUCGUAAACUUGAAUCGUGCCAAAGUAGAGGAGGUUGAUGUUGAGCCCUCUCAACCUGAACACAAGAAAAGGAAAUCCUCUUCAGGUAGUGCUAGAACACACUCACCCCAACAGACCUGCUGCUCUAAUCCUUUCCCCUCCUCCUCUUCCUCUGAUCUCAGUCCUACCUCACCGCUAAACUCCAACCCUCACUGGAGCUCAAACACCUCCUGUCCCUCUGUAUCCCCCACUGUCACUCCUCCAUGUGCCAUGGUACCUACCAUUAGGAGUAUAGUACCGGUCGGUACUCCUGCCCUUAGUGAUCAUGGAGGUUCUUCAACACAGACACUGGGAAAGUCCCUGUCUCCAGCGGAUCUAUUGAUACAUGAAGCAUCAGCUCUGCCCACCAAGAGACACAGAAGGAGGGACAUGAUUGAUCACUCCUCGUCCUCUCUCCUUCCUCCUCCUCCUCCUAGUUCUUCACUUCCUCCCUCAGGCUACUCAACCUCUCCUCUUGUCAACACUUCAUCCCCUCCCUGUCUCUCUCCUUCCUCCUCUUCUUCAUGGCCGAUCAAAAAAGCCAUGAGGAGGUCUACCGGUUCUCGUCCGUCAAAAACCAGUGGAGUAGGAGGUAGUAACAAACUCUCACUGAGUCAGUCUGAGUGGGAGGAGCUACGCCGACUGAAUAAAGAGAUCCCCAU
Messenger RNA from Amphimedon queenslandica, 887 nucleotides. Its product is annotated as putative protein TPRXL. The transcript is spliced from 2 exons. Lineage: Eukaryota; Metazoa; Porifera; Demospongiae; Haplosclerida; Niphatidae. The record is from RefSeq and is a predicted model, not a curated record. The annotation marks the transcript as partial.